Molecule: messenger RNA, 1106 nt
Organism: Zophobas morio
Lineage: Eukaryota; Metazoa; Arthropoda; Insecta; Coleoptera; Tenebrionidae
Gene: eIF3i
Product: eukaryotic translation initiation factor 3 subunit I
Exons: 3
Coding region: 96-1076 (326 amino acids)
Biological process (GO): cytoplasmic translational initiation
Cellular component (GO): eukaryotic translation initiation factor 3 complex, eIF3m; cytoplasm
Molecular function (GO): translation initiation factor activity; protein binding; RNA binding
Source: RefSeq, a predicted model, not a curated record
GUCAUUCGUGACAGAACGCGUCACCUAACCUCAAAUAAAUUUCAGAGGCGUGGAAAGUUAGUUAAGUAGAUAACAAAUAUACAGUUUACGUUAUUAUGAAGCCUCUCAUGCUCCAUGGGCACGAACGUGCCAUCACCCAGAUAAAAUACAACCGAGAGGGCGAUCUUCUGUUUUCGUCGUCCAAAGACAACAAACCCAACGUUUGGUAUUCGCUAAAUGGGGAAAGAUUGGGGACUUUCAAUGGUCAUCAAGGUGCAGUGUGGUGCAUUGAUGUGGAUUGGACCACAAGUCGAUUUUUAUCAGGGGCUGGUGAUAACACCCUCAAAGUAUGGGAUUGCGAAACGGGGAAAGAAAUCGGGAAUAUUUCAACAAACUCGUCCGUUAGGACGUGUUUGUUUAGCUAUUCUGGUAACAUGGCUGUUUACACCACGGAUAAAGCUAUGCGUCACCAGUGCGAAAUUUUCAUUAUUGACGUGCGAAACGUGGAUGAGAGUCUAGCGCAAGCCACCCCCAUUUUACGGAUACCAAUUAAAGGCGCAAGAGUGGCGUCCAUCCUGUGGGAUAAUCUGGAUGAAACUAUCAUCACAGGACAUGAAAAUGGCGACUUGAUUAAGUGGGAUCUGAAGACAGGGAAGGAGUUGAGCUCCAUACACGAACACGAAAAUUUAAUAAACGACAUGCAGUGGAACAAGGACGGGACGAUGUUUGUGACCGCCUCCAAAGACCACACAGCUAAACUUUUCGACGCCGCUGAUCUCAUGCUAUUGAAAACUUAUAAAACCGAAAGACCGGUCAAUUCAGCCGCUAUUAGCCCCAUUUUCGAGCACGUGGUGGUGGGUGGCGGCCAAGACGCCAUGGACGUAACCACCACGUCUGCAAGAGUCGGUAAGUUCGACUCAAGAUUUUUCCACAUGGUAUUCGAGGAGGAAUUUGGACGAGUCAAAGGACAUUUCGGACCUAUCAACAGCGUUGCGUUUCAUCCAGACGGAAAGAGCUACAGUUCGGGCGGAGAAGAUGGGUACGUUCGUGUUCACAAUUUCGAUUCGUCGUAUUUUGAAUAUAACUUUGAUUAUUGAUGCGAAUAAUAAAAUGCGAUUUUUACGACU